This is a messenger RNA of Topomyia yanbarensis, 9216 nucleotides long. RefSeq lists its product as uncharacterized. The record is from RefSeq and is a predicted model, not a curated record. The coding region runs from base 28 to 9135 and encodes 3035 amino acids. The transcript is spliced from 15 exons. Gene Ontology annotation, molecular function: metalloaminopeptidase activity; zinc ion binding; peptide binding. Gene Ontology annotation, cellular component: cytoplasm. Lineage: Eukaryota; Metazoa; Arthropoda; Insecta; Diptera; Culicidae. Gene Ontology annotation, biological process: proteolysis; peptide catabolic process.
UAUUCAAAAGACCGCUGAACGGUUAAGAUGGAUAGGUUGGUGCUGGUAUCGAUAGUAGCUGCAGUGUUGUGUUUGAGUUGGUCAACCGUCCAAGCCCAGUUAGAUGGCAACAACUACCGACUGCCAAACAAUAGCUACCCGUUGCGUUACGACCUCGAACUGACCACGUACAUACACGAGGACGGCAGCGAUCGACAGUUUCGCUUCGAUGGACGAGUCAAAAUGCAAAUAUUUGUAAAGGAUGAACGAAACAGCACUAUAACGGUGCACUAUCGCUUGAUCACAAUCACCCACGUUAAAUUAUGGUCCUUUUUCGGCAAUGGAACCGAAAACGUGCUUUUGAAUGAUAAUAGCAGCUUUACGUUAGAUCCUGUAAGGGAAUUUGUGACAGUGACACCACCAGGUGUUGAUCUAAAAGGGACAUACUUCCUCGAGUUUGAAUACAACGGUGAACUGCGAGAAGACAAUGCUGGAUUCUAUCGAUCUUCAUACGUGGAUGACGAAGGGAAGAUUCGUUGGCUUGCCACGACACAGUUUUCGUCAACAGACGCACGUCAUGCUUUUCCAUGUUACGACGAGCCUGGAAUACGAGCUCCGAUCGAACUAACGGUUAUUCAUGGUGAACAAUAUACUGUUCUUUCUAAUAACCUUCCAUUAAGUAGUGAACCUGGACCAAUUGAGGGUUACGUCAAAACUGUAUUCAACGAUACGCCCGUCAUGCAACCUUAUCUACUGGGGAUUAUUGUCAGCGAUUUUGUAUCAGUCUCAUCAGAACUCUAUCCCCGCCAGAGCAUCUUUGCUCGGUAUAAUGCUAUUCGGAAUGGCGAAGGAGACUUUAUUUUGGAAGCUGGAUAUAAAAUCCUAAACGUACUGGAACAGUUCUUGGAAACAAACUAUGCUUUACCAAAGAUUUAUCAGGUGGCUGUUCCAGAUUUUGCUGCUGGUGCGAUGGAAAACUAUGGAUUAGUAACAUACAAAGAAGAGAAUUUUUUCUACAACGAACAUUCUUCGCCGAUGAAGCAGAAACAUGCUAUUGCUACCGUUGUUGGUCACGAAUUCGGCCAUCAAUACUUUGGAAAUAUGGUCUCCCCGUCAUGGUGGAGCUACCUUUGGAUGAAGGAAGGUUUCGCUAGAUACUUUGAAUAUCUUGCCUCAGAUCUGGCAUAUCCGGAACUGCGAAUAGGCGAAACCUAUUCAGUUCAAAAAAUGCAGAAUGCAUUUGAUUUGGACUCCCUAGGAUCCUCUCGUCCAAUGACUUAUUACGUCAAUACUCAAUCAGAAAUCGCUAACAUUUUCGAUAACAUUGCGUACGAUAAAGGUGGAUCAAUAAUGCGAAUGUUUCAGCAUGCUUUUGGAUUAGAAAAUUUUCGACAAGCGUUGAUAGGCUAUCUUCGAGUAAAAGCAUUUCAAGGAGCACAACCAAAAGACUUCGCCGAUGCCAUUCAAAAAGCUAUCGACAAUGCUUCCGAUAUAGCGCUUCCAGUAAAUAUAACUGCUUUAGAUAUCCUAAAGUCAUGGACCGAACAAAGUGGCUAUCCGGUUCUACACGUGUCAAGAAGUCUGGAUUUACGUAUACAUUUAACACAGGAGCGGUACCUUCUCAAAUCUAUAGACACUACUGGAUCUACGUGGAUAUUGCCCUACAACUUUGCAACAACUAAACAUCCCAAUUUUGCUACAACGUCGAACACAAGGUGGCUAAUAACCAGCAGUAUCACACUUCCAGCAGAAGAUUGGGCAUCCUCGGAUUGGAUAAUUUUCAACAAACAGCAAACUGGAUACUAUAGGGUAAAUUACGAUGAACGUCUCUGGAAUCUGAUAACAACACAAUUACACCGUAACGUUUCAACCAUUGACAACAUGAACCGAGCGCAGUUGAUUGAUGAUUCGAUGAAUCUAGCCCGAUCCGGCCGUUUAGGAUACGAUACCGCCUUACGACUCAUCUCAUAUCUCACACAUGAACGAGAUUACGUCCCAUGGGCAGCUGCCAACAGAAAUCUAGCUGUACUGAUGCGCCUCUUUUCAGGAUCAUCUCAGUUGCACUUGCUGAAAAGAUAUCUCCUAUCAGUGAUCAAUCCGGUAUUCGUGGACCUUGGUUUAGAAACGCAACCCAACGAUGAUCUUUUCACACGCCAAGCAAGAGAACUCGCAGCUACAUGGGCUUGCUCGCUAUGUUCCGAGGAGUGCCUCAACACAACAGCUGAAAUCGUAAUGAAGUCGGUAGGAUCAUCCAAUAUCCCAGUUGAUCCGGAUCUUCGUGGUGUGAUAUAUUGCCACGGAAUCAAGAAGGCUGAUAGAGAAGUUUUUCUAGAAGUUUGGAGCCGAAUGCAGACCUCACAAGAUCAAUUGUUCCGCACGGAUUUGAUUCAUGCGCUCGGGUGCACUCAAAACAAUGAGCUAAAGCUACUCUUGCUCAACACUUCCAUAGCAGAUGAUGCAGAAAGUUUAAAAUAUUUUGGCCAAGAACGAGAGCGGAUCUUUACCGCUGUUUACUCGAAUGAUAAAAAAGGGACAGAGAUAGCGUUGCAGUUUUUUGCAGACAACAUAUGGAAAAUUAAUGAAUUAUAUAACAAGGGUAACUUUGGAGGACGCGCCAUUGGAGCAGCGAUAACAGGUUUGGCAAAAUUCAUUGUUGAUAAUGAAUUAAAUACUCAGUUCCAGCAGCUCAUUGAUCAGCUUUCCAAGGCUGGUCUACUGCGUGAUACUGAUAUUCUAAGGGCUCUGGAGCAAUCUAGUGAAAAUCUACAAUGGGUCGAAACAAAGGGAAGAGAAAUUGAAGAGUGGUUACAGGCUUUCUAUCCGGCACCAACAACGGAAGAACCGACAACUAUUACCGAGACUGAAACCACCGAGACACAAACCACGUCAACCACUACAACCACAAGUAUUACUCCGUCGACAUCCACAACAUCCGCGCCAACAAAAACCACAACGAUUACAACUACAACGACGACAGUGGCUGCAAGUUCAACCGUAACAACCACACAUCAAGCGGAAUCAACUGCUACAACUGCGCCCACAAGUACGGCAAGUAUUACUGAACUUGAAACUACAAGUACUACAGUAACAUCAAACGUGGAAACAACCACUGAACAUGAUGAUGGAGCGAGUGGAACGUUGCUAUCCAUUUCAGCGUUGGUGUUUUCAGUUUUGGUUAGUUCUAUUAUUAAAAUCAGUGCCGCUACUGAAGGAAGAAAUCAGUUGCUCUGUAAUUGCCUAUCUACAAAGAUGUGGAAAAAAUUAAGUCUGUUAGUACUUUUUCUAGUUAACUAUGCCUUUUCUGGUGUACCAUUACUGAACAGACAACUAACAGCAACCACCAGGCACGAUACGAUCGAAUACGGAUAUCGACUUCCAAAUACAACUUUACCUCUAAAGUAUGACAUCGAGCUAACAACGCAUGUCCACGAUAAUACGAAUCCAAACCAGUUUGACUUUGAAGGGAAAGUCCUAAUUUCGCUGCAGAUUUUGGAAGAGAAUAUAACAAAUAUCACAUUACACUACCGCCAAACUACGAUAACGCACGUAAAACUGAGCGAAGCUAAUGGAACAGUGAUCAUUGACGAUGAUUCAAGUUUCUCAACAAUCGAGGAUUUAGAGUUCUUAGUUAUCAAUGCUCCAGUCGCAUUAAAUCCUGUAGUACAUUUGCUGGAGAUUGAGUAUCAUGGAGUGUUACGUACUGACAACGGUGGAUUUUAUCGAUCAUCCUACACGAAUGCUAAUGGAGAUACUAGAUGGAUCGCAACCACACAGUUCGAAUCAACCGAUGCUAGGCAUGCAUUCCCUUGCUAUGACGAACCCAGUAUUCGAGCGCCGAUUUCACUGAAGUUAACACAUGGAAGCACUUAUUACGCUAUUUCGAAUAUGCCCAUCAAAUCAAUCAGCGUUAUUGCAAACUACACAACAACUGAAUUCCACGAGACCCUUUCAAUGCAAACCUAUCUUCUAGCAUUUGUUGUAUCCGAUUUUGACAAUGUCAGUGACUACAAUAAUGAUCAAUCGGUAUAUGCUAUUCCAACGGCUAUUGCUAACGGCGAUCUUGAUUUUGCCCUGCAAACAGGAGUUAAAAUAAUCCAUGCUUUGGAAGAUUUCCUUCAGGUGAACUAUAGUUUCCCAAAACUAGAUCAAAUCGCCAUUCCGGACUUUGCUGCGGGUGCUAUGGAAAAUUGGGGUCUUGUGACCUACCGCGAAGAAAUUCUUCUCUACAAUUCUUCUAAAUCGCCAAUGAGCCAACUGAAACGAACCGCUGCUAUUAUUGCCCACGAAUACGGCCAUCAGUUUUUCGGUAAUUUGGUCUCACCUGCUUGGUGGAGUUACCUAUGGUUAAACGAAGGGUUCGCCACUCUUUUGGAAUACUUAGCUUCGGACAAAGUGUAUCCGGAGUUACAUAUUCAAGAUAUGUUCAACAUCGAAGCAGUGCAAACAGCAUUUCAAUCAGACGCACUAGAAUCCACUCGAGCAAUGAAUAGCUAUGUCGAAACACCAGUCGCUAUCUCCGAAUUGUUCGAUGAUAUCGCCUAUCAAAAAUCCGGAUCCGUUUUGCGACAGCUUCAACAUGCUUUCGGCGAUUCAGUUUUUCGUACUGGACUUAAAUAUUAUUUGGAGGAGAAACAAUUCCAAUCAGCUACUCCAGAUGACCUGGCUUUCGGACUUCAACGAGCAGUAGAAGAAACGAAUGCACUCUCUCCCGAAAUCACGGUACUGAAUAUAUUGAAUUCAUGGGCCAAUCAAGAAGGUUAUCCGGUUCUGCACAUUAAUCGCGACACUACUGGUGUUAUCAACAUUCGCCAGGAGCGCUAUUUGUUGAAGAACUCCGAACAAGGCACCAACAUGACUUGGUACGUUCCAUACAACGUGGCGACUCGACAAGAUGAUGAUUUCUCUUCCACCCUACCACUAAAUUGGCUGGUUGGAGACGCCGACGAAAUACGCCCAACAACGUCACUGAAUUGGAACAACGAUGAUUGGGUAAUUUUUAACAAACAGCAAACAGGCUACUAUAGAGUCAAUUAUGAUGAUAAUCUGUGGCAUCUGAUAAGUCAAGAACUUCGUCAGGGAAACCACACAGUCAUCCAUCACUUGAAUCGAGCACAGUUGAUUGAUGAUUCUUUGAAUCUUGCCCGAUCUGGACACAUCAAAUAUGAUAUCGCUUUGCAAUUGAUUCAAUAUCUUGCCCAUGAAGCAGAAUACAUUCCUUGGGCUUCAGCGAACAAUGGACUGACAUAUCUUAAUCGAAUGCUCUCAGGAUCCUCAAAAUAUGAUCUAUUCAAGAAAUACGUUUGGAAUAUAAUCGAAUCACCCUUCCAUAAACUUGGACUAUCAAACAAAGCUAUUGAAUCUCAUUUCGAUAAACUAACGCGCAACAUAUUAGUGAAUUGGGCUUGUUUAGUAGACUCGGAUGAAUGUUUAGCACAAACAAGUGCAUUGCUUUCCGAUGUAGUUUCUAAUAUAACUAAUGACGUCGAUCCGAAUCUCAAAGGUGUAGUUUACUGUAAUGGAUUGCGGAACGCUGAUCGGGAUACAUUCCUUUACGUGUGGGAUCGCAUGCAAAAAUCUCAAGAUCCGGCCGAGAGAUCUUUACUAACGACCGCACUGGGAUGUUCACAAAACGCUGAAUUGCUAACUGUAUUCCUGGAAACUUCCUUAGAUGAAACCGGUGACGCUAAUUAUCGAGGACAGGAACGAGCACGAGUAUUUAGUUCCGUUUACACCAAUGGGAAGGUUGGGUUGGAAACAGGUAUCAAAUUUCUGGCAGAGAAUGCGCAAACCAUCGAUAGGUUGUACAACGGAGGAAGCUUCGGAGGUCGAGCUAUAGGGGCAGCCAUCACAGGAAUGGCUCGGCGAAUCGUCACCAAGGAGCAAAACGAUGAGUUCGAAGCAUUAAUCGCAAAACUGGUGGCUGAUGACUAUUUGAACGAAGGUGAAAUAGCAACAGCCAGGGAACUAUCUAAUGAAAAUAUUAUUUGGGCAAACAAAAAUUUCGGAAUAAUUGAGAGUUGGCUUAAUAAGAAUGUUCGUUCGUCAGCGAUGGCUUUGUCUAUUUCGCUUGUUGUGCUGAGUACAACCUUUACAAUUAAUCUCCUCUUCUGUACCAAAAAAGCCGUGCCAAACCAGUUCUCGCGCGAAUCUAGGACGAUUAGGAUGAUCGCCCUCAAUUCGGUUUUCCUGUGUGGGCUUGCCUUAGCUGCCUCCAUCGUGGCAGCAGAACGGCCUCUCUCUAAAAUGGCGGAUGUUGAACCACCGCUAAUCGCACCUGAAAUGGUGGAACAAAACGGGGACUUUGCUCCAUUCCAGGAUGUGGAUGAUUCUUAUCGAUUGCCUAAAACUAGUAUCCCGACGCACUACGAAGUACAACUAAGCACCGAAAUUCAUACUGGAAAUAGGAACUUUGGAGGGAGUGUACUAAUUCAUUUAACUGUGUUAGAAGCAACCAAUGAUAUAGUUGUGCAUCACCGUGGUCUGGUUGUUCAAACUGCAAAACUUGUAUCAGUGCCAUCGGCAGGAGGAAACCCAGUACAAUUGAAUGAUCCACAGUGGACAUACGAUAGUAGAGUGGAACAACUAACAUUUACCAGUGAUUCACUGCUCAAUCCGGGUAAUUACCAACUGACUAUUACAUUCAAUGGACGGCUGUCGAACAACGAGGAUGGAUUCUACAUUUCCUCAUACACCGACGACACUGGAUCUACAAAAUAUUUGGCCACCACUCAGUUUGAAUCCACAAGUGCCCGAAUGGCAUUCCCCUGUUACGACGAACCAGAUCUUAAAGCUACCUUCGUCAUUAGGAUCAUUCACCACAAUUCUUAUUCAGCUCGGUCAAACAUGAAGUUCACAACCCAAUCGGCUGGUGACCUCACCGUUACCACGUUUAGCACUACUCCGGUGAUGUCUACGUAUCUGCUGGCAUUUGUAGUUUCUGAUUUUGUUUCUCUUGGCGAUGAACGUCACAGUGUCUACGCCCGUCCAAAUGCCAUCGAUGAGGUGCAAUUUGCAGUAGAAGCCGGUAAUAAGAUUCUGGGUGUGCUCAACACUCACAUCGGUAUUGAUUACUAUGACCACAUGCCGGAAAUGAAACAGUUCGCUAUUCCGGACUUUGCAGCUGGAGCUAUGGAAAACUGGGGCUUAGUAACAUACAGAGAACAGUAUUUACUGUUCAAUCCAGCACUGAGUACUUAUCGAACAAAGACCAAUAUUGCCACAGUCAUUGCACACGAAUACGCACACCAGUGGUUUGGAAAUCUGGUCAGCCCCCAAUGGUGGGAAUACAUUUGGUUAAAUGAAGGAUUUGCUACGCUUUAUGAGUACUAUGCUGCCCACCUUGCGUACCCAAGUGAACAGUAUUGGGAACUUUUCAAUCCCCAGGUUAUCCAAGCUGCUAUGGUCCCCGAUGGCUUGGAUUCGACCAGACCCAUGACUUGGAAUGCUGCUACUCCUACGGAAAUUGCACGAUUAUUCGAUCGUGUUGCUUACCCAAAAUCUGGAAGUGUUCUAAACAUGAUGCGGCAUGUGCUCGGAGAAGAAAACUGGACAGCUGGUUUAAAAAAUUAUCUCCUGGAAAGGCAAUUUAAAGGUGCGAACGUAGAGCACCUGCACACCGGACUGCAGGCUGCAAUUGAAGGGAAAAAUAUCUUACCAACCGGGGUAACGAUCAAACAGAUAAUGGAUAGCUGGACAACUGAGAAAGGUUAUCCAGUGAUAAGCGUGCGUCGAUCAUAUGAUUCCGGAGACAUUAUAAUCUCCCAGGAAAGGUUCAUUUCUGAUCGCAAAGUUCCAAACACCAACGUUUGGAUGAUUCCAUACAACUAUGUCCUUCAAUCGGCCGCAAACUUCGACGAUCUGCAUUCCUACGACUGGUUAUCCACCAAAGCAGCCCGACUAAAGGCUAAUGUCCCUGAUAACGAAUGGAUAAUUUUUAACAAACAACAGGUUGGAUUCUAUCGUGUUAACUACGAUACCAAGAACUGGGAGUUGAUCAUCGACGCACUAAAUAAGAACCACGAAAGCAUACAUCGACUAAACCGCGCCCAGCUGAUCGAUGAUGCGUACUGGCUUGCUCGAUCCGGACGUCUUGACUUUGAAAUUGUUAUGAACCUGAUAACCUACAUGAAAAACGAAAAGGACUACGCGCCUUGGGCAGCUGCCAAUAAUGUGUUAUCAUAUUUCAACAGUAAACUUCGAGGAACCCCAGCAUACGAUGACUUCCUGGUUAUGGUGAGAAAUCUCAUUGGAAACGUUUAUUCUACGCUUACCAUCGAUUCGGUUUCCAACACAGAAACUCUCCUCCACAAAUACUUGAAACAAACGAUAUCAACCUGGGCCUGUAUUGCCGGAGAUACCAGUUGCCUGGAGCGAACCAAGGAUGCUCUUACGAAUGAGGCUGUAAAAGGAACUAUGGUACAUCCCGAUAUAGCCAGCGUUGUCUACUGCUAUGGGUUGCGAGAUGCUGGAGAAACUGAGUUUGUAUACCUGUACAAACGGAUUUAUCCCACGCAAAAUUGGGCUUUUAGAACAAUGAUAAUUGAUUCGUUGGGAUGUUCUCAAAACAAAGAUUUCUUGAAGGCCUUCCUGGAAACCGCUAUUGGUGGUAGUGGCGCUGGUGUCGAGAUUAACUAUAAGAGUAGUGAACGUACACGAAUCGUGCAAUCGGUUUAUUCAGGUGGACGUGCCGGAAUCGAAGCUCUAACCGAAUUCCUUAUGGAUCCUAAUAUGCUUAACGAUUUCAUCAGCAAACUUGGUAUUAAUACUCUCAACAACGCUAUCUCAAACAUUGCUUCACGUACAAGCACAGAGCAAGAGCUGGAACAAUUGAACGCACUGCUGACCAGUUUGGGAUUGUAUAUUUCACAGGAGACCGCAGCUGCAGCUCUCGCAACCGUCCAGACAAACAUGGACUGGCACGGAAGCUAUGAAGGAAUGCUAACGACCAAUUUUAUCAAUGAAUACGCAGAAUCAGUUGAUCAGGACACUACCUUAACAACUGGGGAAGUUACGACUACUACUCCUGGUACAACUACUACCAGUGAUGUAACGACUACAACCGCCCAGACGACCACAGCUGAUCCGGGUGGUGCAGCUACCAUUGCAGUAUCCGUUACGUUGCUGUUCGCUACUAUUUUGAUUUCGCUACUCAAGUAAGCUAUUAUAAAGCUUCAGUAUACCAAAUACUUAAUUAUUGGAAAACUCACUUUCAUUUUGAAAUAAACGAUAAGAUACGUA